CAGCGCUUUGCGGCGCUGCGCGGCCGCGGCGCUUUACGGCAGUGCGACCCGGUAGCGGCGGGCGGCGGCCCACCCCGGGCGGAGCGCCAUGAGCUUUUACGACGUGUUUCGUGGCUUCUUCGGGUUCCCGGGCCGGCACAGGCCCCGGGACCCGCUGUUCGGCGGCACGGCGUGGGACGAGGAGGAGGAGGAGGAUGAUGACGGCCCGACCCCGCCGCAGCCCCCCCACGACUUUGCCUUCGGCUUCGGCUUCAGCCCUGACGGGACCCGCGGCGCCUUCGAGGAGCUGUUCCGGGACAUGGGCGAGCUCCUGGGGGUCUUUGGGGGGAGCUGGGCCAGGCCCCCGCCACCCCUCGAGCCCCCCCUGCCCGGCCCCAGUGAGGGCAGUGCGGGGCGGCCGCUGCGGGACUCCAUGCUGAAGCAGCCGGACGCUCCCAGCGCGGUUCCAGGGGGGCCUGAGGGUGCCAGGGACCCUCCCCGGCCCUGGAGACCCUUCCUGGGGCUGGACGAUGCUCCCCCAGCUUCUCCUGGCCCGAAGGAAGACCAGGACUUGGAUUCCCACGUCUCCUCCGCGGGAUUGGGGACCAUCUUGAAACCUGACGAGCCCAAGUCCCGCUCUUACUUCCAGAGCGUCUCCGUCACCAAAGUGACUCUCCCGGAUGGGGCGGUGGAGGAGCGUCGGACCGUGCAGGACAGCCAGGGCCGCCGGGAGACAACAGUGACUCGCCGGAGGGGGGAUCAGGCCUUCAUCACCACCACCAAGGAGGAUGGGCAGAGCAAGGACUACCGGGAGGAGGUGGUCAACAUGGAUGACCGGGAGCUGGCGCAGUUCGCGGGCACGUGGCCACAGCAAGACGAGCUCUGCGCUCCCAAACUGAGCGACCCCUCGUCCGUGCUGGGCAAUUUCUUCCGACGCUGGUUCUCGAGCUGAUAGCUGUGCCCCCGCCCCGGCUGCGCACCCCAUGGGUCAGAUCCUGCUAGGAGCUGGCGCCUGCCCGCCUUCAGGGGUGCUGCGGAGCUGUGGGGGCAGAACGUGUGUGUGUGCGUGCGCACGUGUGUACAGAGCAAUAAAGUCUAUUUAUGCUAA
Molecule: messenger RNA, 1087 nt
Organism: Falco peregrinus (peregrine falcon)
Lineage: Eukaryota; Metazoa; Chordata; Aves; Falconiformes; Falconidae
Gene: HAX1
Product: HCLS1 associated protein X-1
Exons: 8
Coding region: 89-931 (280 amino acids)
Biological process (GO): regulation of actin filament polymerization; negative regulation of apoptotic process
Cellular component (GO): mitochondrion; sarcoplasmic reticulum; apical plasma membrane
Source: RefSeq, a predicted model, not a curated record